Messenger RNA from Eutrema salsugineum, 590 nucleotides. RefSeq lists its product as uncharacterized. The coding region runs from base 56 to 484 and encodes 142 amino acids. The transcript has a single exon. Lineage: Eukaryota; Viridiplantae; Streptophyta; Magnoliopsida; Brassicales; Brassicaceae. Gene Ontology annotation, molecular function: calcium ion binding. The record is from RefSeq and is a predicted model, not a curated record.
CCUAUUAAUUAUUAUCCUCGCGGAAAAGUAAACGGAAAAUAAAAAACCGGUGAAAAUGGGAGUAGUAGUGAUCGAUGGUUCGACAGUGCGGUCGUUUGUUGCGGACGAGGAGCAGUUUAAGAAGAGCGUAGAAGAGAGGUUCGCUGCUCUGGAUCUAAACAACGACGGCGUUUUGUCUCGAUCUGAGCUGCGAAAGGCUUUCGAAUCGAUGAGGCUACUGGAAUCGCACUUCGGCGUCGAUGUGGUGACUCCUCAGGAUGAGCUGACGAGUCUCUACGACUCGAUCUUCGAGAAAUUCGAUACGGACCAGAGCGGUUCGGUGGAUCUGGAGGAGUUUAGGUCGGAGAUGAAGAAGAUCGUGCUUGCGAUCGCCGACGGGCUCGGGUCGUGUCCGAUCACGAUGGCGUUAGAUGACGGUGAUGAUAAUUUCCUGAAAAAGGCGGCGGAUCUGGAAGCUUCGAAGCUUGAGAAGAAGGCUUCGUGAAUCGUGAUGGGUGAUUUUGGGAUGUCUUCCUCGUCUUCGUGUUUUGCUCAUGUAGUCCUGAUGUAAGCAAAGUAUGAGAAUCAUAAUAAAAGGCUUGGAACUUGUU